Thermochaetoides thermophila DSM 1495 is the source of this 5622-nucleotide messenger RNA. RefSeq lists its product as uncharacterized. The transcript has a single exon. Lineage: Eukaryota; Fungi; Ascomycota; Sordariomycetes; Sordariales; Chaetomiaceae. The record is from RefSeq and is a predicted model, not a curated record. Gene Ontology annotation, biological process: fatty acid biosynthetic process; secondary metabolite biosynthetic process. Gene Ontology annotation, molecular function: 3-oxoacyl-[acyl-carrier-protein] synthase activity; phosphopantetheine binding; fatty acid synthase activity. Bases 1 to 5622 code for a protein of 1873 amino acids.
AUGAUGAACUAUGACAUCUAUGAGGACGAGGGCCCCAUGCCAGUCGCCAUCGUUGGCAUGUCUUGCCGUCUCCCUGGCGGCGUCUCCAACCCCGGAGAGUUGUACCGCAUGCUCUGCCGCAAGCGGAGCGCCUGGUCACCGGUCCCCGAGGACCGCUUCACCGCUGGGGCUUUUGUCCACCCCAAGCCGGAGAUUCGGGGCUGUUUUAACUCUUUGGGUGGUUACUUCCUUACGGACGACAUCAACGAGUUCGACGCUGCCUUUUUCGACAUCACCAAGAAGGAAGCUGACUCGAUGGAUCCCGCUCAGCGCAUUCUCCUCGAGUGUGCUUACGAGGCCGUUGAGAACGCCGGCAUUCCCAAGGAGAAUCUCUCUGGUUCCCGCACUGGCGUCUUCGUUGGUGCCAACUACAGCGAGCAUCGCGCCGCCAAUCUGCGCGACAUCGACAAUGUUCCCAGCUUCGAUGCCACAGGCAACCAGGGUGCCUUCAUGUCCGGUCGUAUUUCGUACAUCUUCAACCUGAAAGGCCCUUCCAUGACCAUCGAUACGGCUUGCUCUUCCAGCCUACAUGCAUUGCACCUGGCUGUUCAGAGUAUCCGUGCCGGUGAGUCAGAUCAGGCUAUCGUCGGUGCUUCGGAAAUCAUCACCCAUCCCGACAUCUGGGUGUCUAUGAGCAAGCUUCGUCUUUUCAUUCGCGAGGGUCGCACCUUUGCCUUCGACCACCGUGCUACCUCUGGCUUCGCUCGCGGCGAGGGUGCUGCAUGUGUCAUUCUCAAGCCCCUCUGGGCGGCUUUGGAGGACAACGACCACAUUUUCGCUGUCAUCAAGCAUACCGGCGUCAACCACAACGGUCGCACUGUCGGUAUCGUUGCCCCCUCCACUGAGGAUCAGCAGGCUCUUCUGGACCAGGUGUUAAAGGAGGCUGGCAUUCAGCCCGACGAGGUCGGAUUCUUUGAGGCCCACGGUACUGGUACCAAGAAGGGCGACCCUAUUGAGGCUGAGGCCAUCCACCGUUCGAUCGCACACUGGCGCGAUCCUGUCGACCCCCUGUACAUCGGGUCCGUCAAGUCCAAUAUUGGUCAUCUCGAAGGUGCGAGCGGUCUUGCUUCAGUGAUAAAGGUCACUCUGAUGCUGUUCUAUGGCUUCAUUCUGCCCAAUGCCGACUUCGAGGCCCCGAACCCGGAGAUCCCCUUCAAGGAGUACAAUAUGCAGGUCGCCACCACUCAGAAGCCGUGGCCUGCGAAAAAGAAGUACGCCUUCAUCAACAACUUUGGCUUCAGCGGUUCCAACUCGACCGCCAUUCUCGAGGCCGCUCCUAUGACGCGUGGUCUUGAGAUCGCCGGCAGCGAUCGCUACAGCCCCUUGCGUCUCUUUGUCUUGUCGGCAAACGACGAAACCGCUCUCAAGAACUCUAUCACCAAGCUUGGCAUCUGGAUUGAGCAGCAUGCUGAGCUCUACCAGACAACCAUGCCGCGCAACCUGGCUUACACGCUGUGCCAGCGCCGUUCUCACAUGCCGUGGCGCGUGGCCGUCGUUGCCAGCAUGUGCAGCGAGGUUGCUAAGGCUCUCAACAGCCCAGAGGCCACGCCCAUGCGUGCGCCCACUGAGCCGCCCAAGAUUGCCUUUGUCUACACUGGACAGGGUGCUCAGUGGUGGGCGAUGGGUCGAGAGUUGCUCAAGACUCACCCUGUCUUCUACGAGUCCAUCGUUCGGGCGGAUGACGCUCUGACGAACGUCGGCUGUGAGUUCUCCAUCUUGGAGGAGCUCACACGCGACAAGAAGGACUCUAAGGUUGGUGAGGCGCACAUCAGCCAGCCCAUCUGCACUGCGGUGCAACUGGCUCUUACUAACCUCCUCGAGGCCUUUGGCAUCAUCCCUGUAGCUGUUACUGGCCACUCCAGCGGCGAGAUCUGCGCGGCCUACCGCGCCGGCAUACUAUCCUUUGAGGACGCUAUGCAGGCUGCCUACUAUCGCGGCCAGGCGGUGAUCGAGUUCAAGAAACGCUAUCCCAUGCUCAAGGGCGGCAUGAUGGCCGUCGGUGCUGGUGCUCACGAUCUUCUCUGCUUGAUCCGCGAAGUCAAUGAAAGUAGCUAUGUCGAGAAGGUUGGUGUAGCUUGCCAGAACUCACCGGAGUCGACCACGCUCUCGGGUGAUGUGGUAGCUCUCGACCAAAUAGCCAAGAUACUCGAGCGUGACGGUAUCUUCAACCGCAGACUCUUCGUCGAUGUUGCUUACCACUCUCACCACAUGAAGCUGAUUGGCGACGUCUACCUCGAAAUGAUUAGCCACAUUCCCACGCCCAAGGCAACAUGGUCGGAGACGGCCUUCUACUCGUCUCUGAAGGCUCGCAAGGUCGGUGGCCGCGAGGUCGGUCCGGAGUACUGGGUUGACAAUCUGACUCAAGCCGUGCUCUUCUCUGAUGCUCUUCAGCGGCUGUGCACCGAGGUGCAGCCUAACAUUUUGAUUGAGGUUGGCCCUCACGCCGCACUCAAGGGCCCCAUAAUGCAGAUUCUCAAGACUCUGCGCUCGUCGAGCCACGGCAUCACCUACCUACCUACGCUUGUCCGCAACGAAGACGCUACCCGCACGGUCCUUGAAUUGGCUGGUCAGCUCUACAUGCGCAAUUGGCCUCUUAACUUCGAGGAGAUCAACCACAACCGCGAAGAGGCGGAGCGCCCUGAAGUCAUCCCGACGCUCUAUACCUACCCAUGGACAAGGCAGAAGUACAGUCACGAGUCACGGAUCGAUAAAGCUCACCGCUUCAAGCCUUUCCCGCGUCACGAUCUGCUCGGUGUCUUGGCCGACUGGUCGUACGAGCUGAAUGUGUGUUGGCGCAACUUCAUCAGCACCGAGCACAUGCCGUGGUUGCGUGAGUGUCGCAUUGACGGCCGCAUCACGUACCCCGUUUCCUGCUUGGUGUCCAUGAUUAUCGAAGCUGCCACGCAGGAUGCGGAGAUGAACAACAUGCUCCCCGCUCGCUGGACAAUUGAGGACUUCGUGCUUGAAAAAGGCGUCUUCUUGGAGGACGGCGAGGAGCUCGAGGUGCUCACCCAGUUUGAGCCAUUCGACUUUGUCAAGCGUCAUGAGAAACAGCGCCAUAACACCUUUUACAUUGCGUCCUACAAUGCUUCCCGUGGUUGGACCAAGCACUGCUACGGCCGCAUCGUGGUUGACCCUUGGGGUUAUCGCGAUGAUCUUGAAUGGAACCUUCACCUGAAGGAUUGUGAGCGUACCGAGAUUCGCACCCCGCUGGGCGGCACGUUGCCUGAGCCACAGAAGGGCCACGAGUCUAUCUACGCUUGGUUGAAAGAGCUCGGCCACGAAUACCCCAAGGCCUUCCACUCCAUUAUUGACGCCGAAAUCACCCCACGCGAUGACUUCAUAGGCGGCUGCAAUGCCCAACAUACCGAUAUCAUGGGCAACUCACUCUGCACUGUGCAUCCUGCUCAGCUGGAAGCCCUCUUCCAAGCCGCAUUGGUCGCUUCGGACAACGUCGAGCCGUGCAAGGGGGUUGUUCGCCAGGUCCUUAACUUUAAACGCAUGGUCCUUCGCGCGUACCGCUGGGCUAUGCAACCUGGCGAGAAGUUCACUGUGUGCGCCAGCCCAAGGGAUUGGAGCGACUGUAACCGUGACGAUGAGCGCAUUGACGCUCGGUUCGUCUCGAAUGACGACUGGUUCUGUCCUGCCAUUUCCGUUGAUGAUAUCUUUGUGUUCGGAGAGCAGAAUCCCGUUGUUCCCAAGAAAAAGCCUGUCCGUGAGCUUUGCUUCAAGUACGUGUGGGAGCCGUACGAGGAUCGUCCUUUGGGCCGUCUGGUCUACGACACUAACGAUUACAUCACCAUCGUCGUGACGGACGAGAAGUACCGUAGCAAUGAGGAGGAAGAGCUCGCUACGGAACUCAAGCACGACCUCAUGCGUUACCUGGACCUUGAGCCGGAUGUCUGCAGCUUCAACGAGAUCCUCCUGAACAGCUACAACGGGCACUUCAUCGUGCUUUGCGACGUCACUUCGCCGGUGCUCAAGCAUCUCAACAAGGAAGACUUCGAGGAUGUCAAGAAGAUUCUGACUUCUGCCAAGUCCCUGUUGUGGGUGACUCGUGGUGCCAUUGGGUACCCAACCUUGCAGUAUGUCGAGUCUGCCAUGGCUUUGGGAUUGAUCCGCACUGCCCGGUCAGAGAUUGGCUUGCAGGCCUGCAUCUUUGACCUAUUCCCUGGCGUAAUGGACCAAAAUGGUCUUCCUUGGAACAAAUGUCACCAAGACUGGGCAGAGCUCUUGGACCCGUACAUCACCGUCUCACAGCUCCGAAAUGUGUUCCUGCGGGUGUUCGAUGAGAACUUCAACCCUGCGGAACCCAUCGACAAUGAGAUCUUCCAGGGUCCAGAAGGCGACCUCAUGGUUCAACGCAUUGUUUCGGAUGAUGCGCUCAACAAGUACGUCGCCAAGCCUGUCAUUGGCGCUGAAUCUUUUCAAAAGGGCUGCACUCACCUGAUCAUUGGUGCAGGUGGCCUGGCCAAAGAAGUUGCUCGGUUCAUUGGUAGUGCCGGCGCUGAACACAUUGUGCUGGUCUCCAGGCGCAGUCGGCCCUCGAAGGAGAUGGAUCAUUUGGUGGAGCAGUUCGUGAGAGACCGAGGUUUUUACGGCGCCCGCAUCGGCUGGGCGCAGUGCGAUGUGACCGACAUCCAGCAGGUUCGUGACCUGGUGGCGGCCCUCAGCGCGAGUGGAUGGCCCCCCGUCGGGGGCGUUAUUCACGCAGCCAUGGUUCUCAAGGAUGUCCUCAUUGAGGACAUGCAGUACGAGGACUAUAUCAGCGUCAUCCGGCCCAAGGUUCACGGUACUCAUAAUCUGUAUCAGGCGCUGUGCUGGACAAGGUGCAGCCAGAAACCACCUCAGGAUUUCUAUUGGGUGUCGCUCUCUUCGGCUGCUGGCAUCGUGGGCAGCCGUGGGCAGGCUGCAUACGCCGCGGCGAACACAUACUUGGACGCCUUUGCGGACGUCCUCCGCCAGAUCGGCCUGCCGGGCAAACACAUAAACCAUGUUGCCGCGUCUCUGGAUCUGACAGCCGUCCUUGGCGCUGGAUACCUGGAGAAGCACGAGAAUCGCAAGGACGAGAUCAUCCGCAACUUCGGCAACGAGACAAUUAGCCCCAGGGAGAUCACUGUUCUCCUCCAUGCAGCGCAAAAAGGUAAGACGGAAGCGCAGGUGUUAACCGGACUCAAGCUGCACAUGGGCAGCAAUGGACAGCUACCCUACUAUGCCAGCGACGCACGCUUCAAGUACCUGGUUGAGGCCUGUGACCAGGCGGCUGAGAACGAGGACAAGUCGUCGAAGCAGCGCGAGCCGACCGGCGCGGCAUUUCGGAAGGCCAAGUCAGACGAAGAGGCCACUACGAUUGCGGCUCAGGGCAUUGUCGACAAGCUGUCUGAGGUUUUGAGCAUGUCGGCACAGGAUCUUGAUGUGUCGCGCAACAUCACCUCAUACGGUUUGGACUCGCUGACAGCAAUCGAACUGCGCAACUGGAUCGCAAAGGAGCUGCGUGUCAACCUGCAGAUCCUGGAGCUAUUGUCGAGCGGUACCAUCACUGACCUGGCCGCGUUGAUUGUCCAGAAGUCGCGAUCUGUUUGA